Fusarium graminearum PH-1 is the source of this 714-nucleotide messenger RNA. RefSeq lists its product as uncharacterized. The transcript is spliced from 3 exons. Bases 1 to 714 code for a protein of 237 amino acids. NCBI's taxonomy places the organism in Eukaryota, Fungi, Ascomycota, Sordariomycetes, Hypocreales, Nectriaceae. The record is from RefSeq and is a predicted model, not a curated record.
AUGAGCGAUUCAGAUCUCAUGAAGGAGUGGGUGGUUGUCCACCGGGAACGCCUCGCCCCAGGAAAUCAGCCUGACUCGGCUGCAGCGCCCAAGACUCCUCAUACGAGUGAUCUGAGAGAGACAAAAGAGUUGCGAUACGAAUAUGCUUUGAAGAUCGAGGCAGCUCUUCGCUGUUCCCGUUGCGUUAGGGAACCGGACUAUCGACUGUCGGCAAUUUAUGCGUCCAUUAUACUGCUCGUUCCCAUAUCGACCCUGGAGGAUGGGGGCUUUCUUGACUAUAAGCAAGAAGGGUAUUCCCUCAAAUCUGCUCUCCUAGAUAUCGAAACAUUGGUCGGGCACUACCUCCGCAAGUCCCACGAGGAUCGCUCAGAGCCUAAAGAAGAACCAGAAACAGCCAAUCCUUCUGCACAACAACCAGAAGUCGAAUUUAUCGAUAAAGUUGCCACUGCUAUGAACUACUCAGAUGCUUCCAACAAGUAUUGGAACAUGGUCUGCAUUGAUGAUCAGUUGUGGUCCUGGUGGCCUUCGGCAUAUUUUGGUUUGAAGUGCCUAGGCGUUAAGCCUAAACAGUCUCUGGAAUCUGAGAGCUUGGAAGAGCCAGAAUUCGAAGUUGAGAUUCAGUUUAAUUGGCUGUGCAGCAGACGGGAGGAGCCCGAUGACCUAGUCUAUCUGGAGGAUGAUGUGAAUGACAUGAGGGAGAUGGCAGAAAUGUAG